Messenger RNA from Racocetra persica, 126 nucleotides. The record is from the annotation of a GenBank genome assembly. Lineage: Eukaryota; Fungi; Glomeromycota; Glomeromycetes; Diversisporales; Gigasporaceae.
AAGAUGUACAAAUGGAUCUUAAUAUAACUAUAAGUCUUUCAAAUCGCAAUGACAAAUUAGAAAACAACAUUGAUGAAUCAUAUACAAACUUAAUAGCAACUGAAAUUGUAAGGCUCUGUGAGAAAG